Molecule: messenger RNA, 1661 nt
Organism: Mus pahari (shrew mouse)
Lineage: Eukaryota; Metazoa; Chordata; Mammalia; Rodentia; Muridae
Gene: Adissp
Product: chromosome 3 C20orf27 homolog
Exons: 6
Coding region: 345-746 (133 amino acids)
Source: RefSeq, a predicted model, not a curated record
GGAGAGGGCGUGGCGCGUGGCUGCUGCGGCGCGGGGCUCUUCCUCGCGCUCUCCAGCCCGCUCUGCUGCUGCUACCGCCGCCUCCGCGGUCGUUCCUGGCCGCCUGGCCGCGGGGCUCGCCUGCAAGGUUCCUGCUGCUGUCCCUGGAGCAUGGCAGGCUGCUGAGGUUGAGUGGCAGUGUCAAGUAGGAGCUGCGUGUCUUGCCCAGUGGCAGGGAGCGUGUCCAUGGCUGCAGCCAACAGAGUAAGCCCAGAGUCCGAAGUAUCCGCUUUGCAGCAGGCCACGAUGCAGAAGGCUCCCAGAGCCACGUCCACUUUGAUGAAAAGCUGCAUGACUCGGUGGUCAUGGUUACUCAGGAGAGUGACAACAGCUUCCUAGUCAAGGUCGGCUUCCUGAAGAUCCUGCACAGGUAUGAGAUUACCUUCACUCUGCCUCCAGUGCGCAGACUGAGCAAGGACAUCCGUGAGGCCCCUGUCCACAGCUUGCACCUCAAGCUCCUCAGUGUCACACCCGUCUCUGAAGGUUACAGCAUCAAGUGUGAGUACUCGGCACACAAAGAAGGCGUCCUCAAAGAGGAGAUGCUCCUGGCCUGCGAGGGUGACAUAGGCACCUGUGUGCGAGUGACGGUGCAGGCGCGGGUCAUGGACCGGCACCACGGUACACCCAUGCUGCUGGAUGGUGUCAAGUGUGUGGGCGCCGAGCUGGAGUAUGACUCGGAACAGAGCGACUGGCACGGCUUCGACUGAGGCCUGGGACCGUGCCCGCCUGCCUGCCUGCCUGCCUGAGCCCCUGAGCCUUAAACUCUACCUGCACCCCCGACAUGCUGUGUGACGGUGUGGCUUCCUCACCUCUCCCCUGGUGGUCAUGGCAGGGCUAGACCUUGCCAUGCCCCCCACUUCUGCCUUCAUUCCUUCCACCACCCUGCCCCUCCAGUCUCCUCCCCCACUUCCUCCUCUCCCAUGUGCCUGAGUCUCCUGACGGAAGAAAAGGGUUGAGCCCCAAGGAGGCUGUCUGAGGGGAGGGACCUGGGGUGGGCCUUACCUCUUCCACCCCAAGCCAUAGGGGCUCUAGCUAGGGAUUGGGAGAGGACAAGUGGCUGUCUGUGUGACAUGGAUGCCCCAUUGCUGCUGCUACUGUCGUCUCCCCUUCUCCACCUCUGCUGCCCUCAUCUCCCUUCCCCACCGCUGGUUGUGUGGUGAGGAGGUACAGUUCCAAGCCCCUACCCCCUCAGGUCUGUGGUACUUGGUUUUUAAAUGACUGGUUGGGAUAGAGACCUCAAUAAAUAAAAACUCCGGUAGAUUUCAGAGGUCAGUGGGGGCUGUUUGUUCUCUGGGGUUGGAAGCCCACCCUAUCCUUCAUAGAUGGGCCAGGGAGAUCAGGAGGAAGGUACUGCGCCACACCGCGGCACCUGUACGAGGACAUGGACGCCGUUUGGGUCUUGGGACUAGUUGCUUGAGUGGGGAGGGGUCUAGGACAUAAAGCAGCCUUCAGGAACUCAGGGAUGCUGGACAGGAGGAGAGCGACUCCUUGCCACGUCCCUUUGAUCUGUGUAGCUGACAACUGUCUUCUAUUAUUCAUACAUUAAUCCCACUUAUGGGGGUCCCUGCUGUGGUAGUUCCAGAAGGCUGUUUUUUCCCUUACCUUGCAAACUCUGUUUUCAC